Pungitius pungitius (ninespine stickleback) is the source of this 1152-nucleotide messenger RNA. RefSeq names its product ly6/PLAUR domain-containing protein 1-like. The transcript is spliced from 3 exons. Gene Ontology annotation, biological process: acetylcholine receptor signaling pathway. The record is from RefSeq and is a predicted model, not a curated record. NCBI's taxonomy places the organism in Eukaryota, Metazoa, Chordata, Actinopteri, Perciformes, Gasterosteidae. Gene Ontology annotation, molecular function: acetylcholine receptor inhibitor activity. The coding region runs from base 85 to 507 and encodes 140 amino acids.
UGAUGCACCGCGGUGUGCGCAGGGCGGUCUGUGGUCACGUGGUGCACGUUGGAGCCGCGGCGCGCAGUCUCCUCUUCGUGGACCAUGCGGGCGGUCACCGUGUCAACUUUGCUCCUCGUGUUCCUCCAUUCGGGGCUGGCUCUGCAGAUCCAGUGCUAUCAGUGUGAGGAGGUGACACAUGACUGCUCCACACAGGAGUUCGUAGUGAACUGCACCAUCAACGUGCAGGACAUGUGCCAGAAGGAGGUUCUAGUGAAGGAUGACGGGAUCCACUACCGCAAGUCCUGUGCCUCGUCGGGAGCCUGCCUCAUCGCCUCCUCUGGUUACCAGCAGUUCUGCACCGGAAGGCUCAACUCCGUGUGCAUCACCUGCUGCAACACGCCGCUGUGCAACGGGCCGCGCCUCAAGAAACGGCCCCAGCCAUCGGCGGCCAUCACCCCCACCGCGCCGCGGCUCCCCGUCCUUUCCCUCUACGCUUGUGUCCUCGUGUCCUCCACGCUGUGCUGACAGACCUCCACGGGCUCAGUGGGGGUUCUGACAGUGGAGACAACUAAUGGAGGCAGUGAGGAAUGGAAAUGUGGAAACGUGUGUUCUUUGAGGCUCCCAUUCUGUCCAAAAGUCAUUUUAUGACCCUUUUCUUUAUGAUCACACGUGUCAUGUCACUGACAGCAUGGGACAGCUUUCCACUACAAGGUCAAAUAGUAAGUAAGUCAUCAAUAUUGUGAGGCGGCACAGUCACAGAUUUUGUCGUACUAACGAAAUGAAAAAGACAACGUAAGAUAAUAGUAUUUGAUGAUUGGAUGCAGUCAGAAAAAAAAGGACAAAAGAAAUCAGUUACAUUAUAAUAAAAAUAGAAUGACUAGAAGGUGCAUCAGUACAGUGGAAUGUGUUGUAUAGUCAAACGUACCUUUAUUGGAGAUGUCUUCAGAGCCAAAUAUAGACGUGAUGUGAUGUGCUCAACAUGCAAGUCGUGAGUCAGAAUGUGACUUGGAUGUUCUGGAGUACAACCAACAUGUUGAGUGCUUUUUAACACCGUGUUUUUCCAUCUGUGUUUAAACCAGCUGACAUCCUGCUGCAUCCAUCACUGUGGAGGAGGAUUUCCCAUUUUUGCAUACAUUUAUUUGGACUAUUUUUACUGCCAUUACUCCAUGU